ACUAAUUAAGGUGAAAGAGGUGCGAGGAAAUAUGGGAUGGCUGCGACUUGUCAAAGCCUUUGAUUGUUUCUCUCUCUCAUUCCCUUCCAAUUCUUGCCUCUGUGUGAGCUCUGUUGAACCAGAGGAUGAACAUGAGAGAGCAACUUUGAUUCAGAAAAGAGUGGAUGGUUUGUUGAAGCUGGAAAAUCAUGUUCAGAAGAACAAAACUUUGGCUUUUCAUCUUGAGCCCAAGACUGUAGCCUUAAGAGUUUCCAUGCACUGUAAUGGCUGUGCAAGGAAAGUUGAGAAGCAUAUAAAAAAGAUUGAAGGCGUGUACUCUAUAGUGAUGAACUUGGAGAGCAAGAAGGUAGUGGUGACUGGGGACAUUACUCCAUUUCAGCUUCUGGAGAGUGUCUCCAAGGUUAAGUUUGCUGAGCUUUGGGUGGAGCCUUAAUUACUGCAUAUAUUUUCUUCUUCAAUCUUCUUUCCCCUUUUGUUUUCUAUGGGGAUAUUACAAUGGAUGUAUAUUUAUUUCAGUUUCCAAUGCAUUGGUUAGAGCUUGAAAAAGGAUGUAUCCAAUAUAAAGGAAUUUUUGGACUAUAGUUAAUUUGU
Messenger RNA from Phalaenopsis equestris, 591 nucleotides. Its product is annotated as protein SODIUM POTASSIUM ROOT DEFECTIVE 2-like. NCBI's taxonomy places the organism in Eukaryota, Viridiplantae, Streptophyta, Magnoliopsida, Asparagales, Orchidaceae. Gene Ontology annotation, molecular function: metal ion binding. The record is from RefSeq and is a predicted model, not a curated record. Bases 32 to 433 code for a protein of 133 amino acids. The transcript has 3 exons.